Aspergillus chevalieri is the source of this 3117-nucleotide messenger RNA. RefSeq lists its product as uncharacterized. The transcript has 2 exons. The record is from RefSeq and is a predicted model, not a curated record. Gene Ontology annotation, molecular function: protein binding. Bases 1 to 3117 code for a protein of 1038 amino acids. Lineage: Eukaryota; Fungi; Ascomycota; Eurotiomycetes; Eurotiales; Aspergillaceae.
AUGCCUGUCUCUUGCUUCGGAAAAAGCUUCAUACAGAGCUUCAGAAGGAUAUUCCAAGAGAAACCUCCCGACAAGCCGGAUGACAACCAAUCGGAUGAUUGCUCGCCGAGCGCAGGAUUGCCUGUUGUCACUCAAGUCGCUCCCCAGCAAGCAGAAGAUCCAUGGUUGAGAGCAGAAUGGCAGCUCAAGCAGAAUGAAACGACGAACAAAAUUUUAACGGCAUCUGUUGAAAUCCUUGAAAUCCACUUCGGACUGAACGUUCAGACACAUGGGAUAACCGGUCGGGAACUCUGUGGUUUCCUGGAUACUAAAACUCGCGAGCUGGAAGAGAAAAAGUGGGUGGUUCGCUUUGGUGGUCACAAGCUCGGAGUUGAGGAACAGCUCACAAGAGCAUUCCAAAAUAUCUUGAUGGUCAAGGACGUGUAUAAUACGGCCGCUUCUGCAAGCCCGCCAGCUGCAAUAGCCUGCGCCGGUGUUACUAUUGGUCUUCUGUUUGUUGUGCAAGCUUUCGAGCAACAUGAAUGUCUUCUACAAGGCAUAGACUUGACUUCUGCUUUAAUUCCUCGCCUCCAUGCCAUGGAAGACAUUUACGCGCAUUCCGAUAAAAGUUCCAGCAUUCAUUUAGAGGAAAAAUUCAAGGAAAACCUCCUCUCCUUAUACUCGAAGAUACUGGAGUUCCAGACUCGAGCGCUGUGCUAUCUAUAUAAACACACCAUCUCUCGAGUUUUCAGAGAUAUGUUCAAACAAGAUGCGUGGGACGGUUUAUUGAAGGACAUCGAACGACUUGAACAUUCAGCACAGAGUUUCACCUCCCUGAUACGAGACGCAGACAUCAGGCAAAAACUUGUUGAGAUUCAAGAUUCAGUCAAUCAGAAUCAGAUCUGGAAACUCUCGUCAGAUCGAGAUGAGAGGAUGAAAAACCUCUUCUACCGGCUCUACACCUGCCCUUACCGAGACCGCAAAGACCGGAAUGAUAAGCGCGUGCCUGGUACAUGUGACUGGUUUACCAGCCAUGACCAAUUUCACAACUGGGAGCAGAGCAAUCACUCCAGCCUUCUAUGGGUUUCAGCCGAUCCAGGGUGCGGGAAGUCAGUAUUGACAAAGUACUUGGUUGAUGAGUUCCUACCAAACCCUACAAGAACAGUUUGUUACUUCUUUUUCAAGGACGACUUCGCCGAUCAGAAGUGCGCCUCGAACGCAUUUGCCGCAAUUUUACGCCAACUUUUCAUGGCGCAGCCACAUUUGCUAUCUGAUUUUGUCUUGAGAAAGCUGGAUACCGACGGAGACAAGUUUAUUCAAUCCUUCAGUGACUUAUGGGAUAUCUUGAUGACCAUUGCAACUGGGCAGAAUGUUGGUGAAAUCAUCUGCGUCUUGGAUGCCUUGGACGAGUGCCAACACGAUGACCGCAUGCAGCUCAUUAAAGCUGUGAGAGACUUUUACUCGACUGACAUCAAGAGGCACAAUCUCAAGUUUCUUAUCACGAGUAGGCCUUAUGACCAUAUUCGCCGCGGUUUCCACAACCUGGAGGCUCGACUGCCCACAAUCCAUUUAAGCGGUGAAGGCGAAGUCGAGGUCGAGAAAAUUUCAAGCGAGAUAGACUUGGUCAUCGAAAAGCGGGUUAGGGAGAUCGGUGCGCAAAGGGGUCUAAAGUCCAAUGAGCUCAAAUCUCUUCAGAGACAGCUCACCUCUGUUCCCAAUCGCACAUAUUUGUGGGUCAGCCUUACAAUGAAUGUUAUCGAGAAAGACUUGAUUGGAACCACAGACGGGGAUAUCCGUGACGUGAUCCAUCCUGUGCCCCAAGACGUCAACAAAGCGUAUAACAGGAUCCUGAAUCGAAGUCCUAACCCUGAAAAGGCUAAGAGACUACUGCACAUUAUCACAGCGGCAAAACGACCGUUGUCUCUUGGAGAAGCUUCUGUGGCUUUGGCUUUUAGUGCAGGGUCCCAUGAUUCUAUUGACGACAUCUAUGAUCACAUCGAAACGGACGACAAACGAAUCCAAACGGCCAUCAGAGAUCUUUGUGGGCUCUUUCUGGUGGUCGUAGACUCGAAUGUUUAUUUUCUCCACCAGACCGCUAAGGAAUUCUUAUUGCAGAACAACUCUGCAAAAAUUGUGGAUUCUCAAAGCGGUGAAUGGGAACAUUCCUUACUGCCCGAAACAUCUCACCGGAUUCUCGCAGAAGCCUGCACAUUAUAUUUGACUCAAAACAUCACACAAGGCCCCUUCUGCACAUUCCUGGACUAUGCAGCACACAAUUGGGUAUUCCAUUUUCGUGCAGCCAGCAUACAAAGCAAGGAUCCAGUGGUGAAACAAGGACUCAUCCUCUGCGAACCGGGCUCAAAGAUUUACGAGACAUGGUCUAAGAUGUUUGAAGCUCCAGACUUCAUAUACCUACGGAAUCAAAGCUCCAUUGUCAUUGCAUCCUAUUUGGGGCUUGCAGCAGUUGUACAUCGGCUCCUUGAGAUUAGAAAAGUGGAUUUGGACUCUAAGAAUUUCAUUAGAAAGAGACCUUUAUCAUGGGCAACGCUGCUUGGACAUGAGGCAGUGGUGAAGCUGCUACUUGAUUCUGGAAAAGUGGAUGUCAACUCAAAGGAUUCUGAUGGUCAGACACCUUUAUCAAGGGCAGCAAGAUUUGGGCGUGAAGCGGUGGUGAAGCUGCUGCUUGAUUCUGGAAAAGUGGAUGUGGACUCAAAGAAUUAUUAUGAUCAGACACCUUUAUCAUGCGCAGCAAGAUUUGGGCAUGAAGCGGUGGUGAAGCUGCUACUUGAUUCUGGAAAAGUGGAUGUCAACUCAAAGGAUUCUGAUGGUCAGACACCUUUAUCAUGGGCAACGCUGCUUGGACAUGAGGCAGUGGUGAAGCUGCUACUUGAUUCUGGAAAAGUGGAUGUCAACUCAAAGGAUUCUGAUGGUCAGACACCUUUAUCAUGCGCAGCAAGAUUUGGGCAUGGAGCGGUGGUGAAGCUGCUACUUGAUUCUGGAAAAGUGGAUGUCAACUCAAAGGAUUCUGAUGGUGAGACACCUUUAUCAUGCGCAGCAAGAUUUGGGCAUGAAGCGGUGGUGAAGCUGCUACUUGAUUCUGGAAAAGUGGAUGUCAGCCCAAAGAACUCUGAUGGUUGA